Messenger RNA from Actinia tenebrosa (Australian red waratah sea anemone), 1602 nucleotides. Its product is annotated as piggyBac transposable element-derived protein 4. NCBI's taxonomy places the organism in Eukaryota, Metazoa, Cnidaria, Anthozoa, Actiniaria, Actiniidae. The record is from RefSeq and is a predicted model, not a curated record.
UCCAAUAUGGCGUCUCCAGCGAAGCAGGCAAGAUCCUCGAAAUCUUACAAUUUACACGAAGUUUUAGCUUUACUAGACGAAGAAGACAACGAAAUUGAGAUUGAUAGUGGUCCUGAAGGAAUAUCAAGUAGCRAGGAGAGUGAUUUAGAUCGACAAUUACGAAAUUCUUCUGACGAUUCAAGCGAUGGAGGACAAGACAGUGACUAUGAACCCGAUACAAAUGCUGAUGAUUCUCUUAGCGAUCCUGGGUCCUCAAGUGGUAAUGAAAGCAAUGUUUCCAGUGAUGAAACUUCUCAAGGUGGUCCAAAUCGUCCAAAUCAGGUUCAUGGAAGAGGUCGUGGACGUGGACGUGGCAAAAGCAGAGGACGUGGAAGAGGCUAUGGACAAGGACGUGGUCGAAAUGGUGGACGUAGGCUGAGUGGCCAUGUAAUGCAAGCAGACCAACAACGGCCUUCAAAAAGCUACAAUGACCCUGAUGUAGGUAAUGUCAUGCCACCUUUUGCACCUAAUCGUCCACCAGGAGUACACUUUGGUCAAGUUCUUCUGAGGAACGGCAUGACAACAGCACUAGAGUUUUUUCAGCUAUUCUUUUCAUUAGAGAUGAUUACAGAAAUUUGCAACCACACAAAUAGCUAUGCUUAUGAGCAUAUAACUGCAGGAACUCACCAGUCUUACUGCAGUCCUGAUGGUAGCUGGCAAGAAACGACUCCUGAAGAAAUCAAGAGAUUGAUUGCAAUUAUUAUUUACUUUGGCCUUGUCAGAKUGGGCUCGCAUGUUGACAAGUACUGGAGUACAAAGACCCUUUACCAUGGUCUUUGGGCAAGGUCAAUCAUGCCAAGGAUAAGAUUUAGGGCACUUAUGGCCUUCUUGCAWGUAGUUGAUCCAGCAACUGAGGCACCUGGUAAUAAGCUAAGAAAAGUCCAGUCCUUUAUUGACUCAUUCAAAGCAAAAUGCAAGAGUUUGUAUCAGCCCAAACAAAAUAUUGCUGUCGAUGAAAGAAUGGUAAAAUCUAAGCACAGGUCAGGUAUACGGCAGUAUAUCAAAGACAAGCCAACCAAAUGGGGCAUAAAGUUAUGGGUUUUAGCUGAUAGCAGCAAUGGCUACACAGUUGAUUUUGAUGUGUACAUUGGAAAGACAGCAGGAAGACAAGUCAGUGUUAAUGGUCUUGGUUAUGAUGUUGUCAUGAACUUGAUUCAACCCUUUGUCAACCAAGGGUACCACUUGUUUUUUGACAAUUUUUAUACAUCAGUGAAACUUAUAAAAGAUUUAUUUGUCUUGGGAACACCAGCAGCAGGCACAGUUUCAGAGAAUCGCAUUGGAUUUCCUCAGUCACUAGAGAAUGGCAAGAAGUGGGCAAAGAAAUUAGAGAGAGGCAGUAUGAGAUGGGAGAGGGAUGGUCCAUGCCUGGCUUUGCAGUGGAAAGACAAUAAAGUGGUUUCCAUGCUCACCACAAUUGACAAUGCUAAUGAACAUGGGCAGGCCACAAGAAAGACCAAAACAAACAAUGUAUGGCAAGAAAUCACUGUGCUACAGCCACAUGCAAUAAAAAGAUAUAAUAUGUAUAUGAAUGCGGUGGAUCGCUCUGAUCAAAUUAAACUAUAA